This is a messenger RNA of Colletotrichum godetiae, 1366 nucleotides long. RefSeq lists its product as uncharacterized. NCBI's taxonomy places the organism in Eukaryota, Fungi, Ascomycota, Sordariomycetes, Glomerellales, Glomerellaceae. Gene Ontology annotation, cellular component: membrane. The coding region runs from base 201 to 1232 and encodes 343 amino acids. The record is from RefSeq and is a predicted model, not a curated record. The transcript is spliced from 3 exons.
CCACCGCAUCCAUCCAACUGCCCCUCCAAAACCGUCACCCCUUCAAAGUACUUGCCACCACUAAAGGACAAUCUGCCCUGCAUUCACUGCAAUCCUUCUACAAAGACAUCUCUGUAAUCGAUCCGCUCGAGUCGCCGAGUCUGCGCGAUUCAUCUGAUACCUUUUUUGAGUAACAUUUACCCCGUUUGAAUCACCAAACAAUGUCGGGCGCAAACUCGUGGUUGGCGAGGCAGCGGAAGAGCGAUCUCGUCGAGAUUGCCGAGCUGACCGGACUUACUGGGUACGAGAACCAGAAAAAGGCCGACUUGGAAGUCACUCUCGACGAAUACCUCGCCGAGAACACAAUUCAGUUCUCCCAAAACCCCAAGCUCGCAGGCUACUAUACCAGUCGCUCCAAGGCUGCCGGCUCACCCGUCAAGAGGGAGGCUCCCUUGACCGAUCUCGUCAAGUCUACGCGUCGCAGGACGACGAGAGCCAUCGAGGAGCUUCAGCCCGAGGCCGAACCUGAAAGAGCCGAAUCUUCGAGCCCGGAGCCUGCUUUCUCCACCGCACUGGCGACGCGAACUCCCGCCCGCAACCUCUCUCUUGCGAGCCGUAUUCCUCUGCCCGCGACGCCUGCUGAUGUCGCCGAGGCCGUCGACCGUCAUACUGUCGCCCUGCGCGAGCGUGCGACAGAGCUGUACGACCAGUCCGGCAUCCAGGAGGGCACCCAGGCUGUGCGCUCCUCCCUGUCAACCGUCACAUCGGUGCUGUUCACUGUGGCCGCGUUUGAGGCGUGGAACCUGAGAGCCGAGGUUUUGCCCCUCCGCUACGCCUUCACCAUCCCCGCGAUUCCGGCCCUGGGCACCAACUUCUACCCCGUCUACGUGCCUGACGCCUUCCUGUUCGUGACCUCGUCCUUCUGGUCGCCCGUCGCCCUGUGGACUCUCACCUCUGUCCUCAUUCCCUCCCUGUUUGGGUACUUUUACAACCUGAGCGCGGCGAGCCAUCCCCAGCCUCGCGGCCGCAAGUCGUCGACCGUUGAGUACAAUGUCGACCCCUUGGUCUUCAGCAUCGUCAAGGCUUUGAUCUCGUUCGUUGUCUACGCCCAAAAGGUCAGCUUUGGCGGCUGGAUCAAUGAGAACUCGAUCGACCGCAUCAACGGCGCUCUGUAUGGAGAGUGGAAGGGCAUCUUGACCGGUGCUGCCAUCACCGGGCUUGUAAGCCUCUACGAUGCCGUGCUGAAGAAGUAGUACCCAUCUGCUCUGAAAACGACGUUUCCUCGAGCUCCUCGCGCGCGUGGGACUCCUCCCAGCAGCCCGCGACGCACAAGAGGAAGACCUGGACGGAAACCUCGCGACAACAUUAUUUGAACACUCGUACCGCG